Vicia villosa (hairy vetch) is the source of this 1029-nucleotide messenger RNA. RefSeq lists its product as uncharacterized. Bases 325 to 939 code for a protein of 204 amino acids. The record is from RefSeq and is a predicted model, not a curated record. The transcript has 4 exons. Lineage: Eukaryota; Viridiplantae; Streptophyta; Magnoliopsida; Fabales; Fabaceae.
UUUUGGUUCUCCCUUUACUUUGUUCUUACUAAGAUUCGUUAUUUAAAAAUACUCAUAUUAAAAAAAAAGUAUUAGACGUUAAAUAUAGAUGUUUGUGUCGAUCCAUAUUGGAAUUAUAAUUCGUGAUUUGGUAGGAGAGCAACCCUUUUGGUAGAGUGAAUUUGAGAGGAGUUAGCAAUUUCUAUGUUUUCAUUGAUUAACAUAGGAGGCGGCAAUUCCACAUGAGGUAGCAAUACAUGGAAAUUUCCCUGUCAUACAUAUUAUAUGUUGAUCACAUAUCAGAAAGAGGCAAGUUUGGUUGAGAGAGAGAAAUUAUUUUAAAAAAUGGAUGUGAAGAAAAUAGUAGUGGUUGUAGAAGAUGAAGAUGCAGCUAGAACAGCUCUAAAAUGGGCUCUACUAAACAUCAUUAGAUACGGUGACAUAAUCACACUUCUUCAUGUUUAUAAUUCCAAUUCUAACACAGGAUCAAAAGGUAGAAGUAGAAGCAGAGCUCGUGUUCUUCGUCUUAAGGGUUUUCGAUUAGCACUUUCAUUUCAAGAUAUUUGCAACAACUAUCCAAAUGUAUGUAUGUAUACAAAGGUUGAGAUUAUUGUGACAGAAGGGGACCAAGAAGGGACAAAGAUUGCUGCAACUGUUAGAGAAAUUGGUGCUUCUAUGCUUGUUCUUGGACUCCAUGAUCAUAGUUUUCUUUACAAAUUUACAAUGGCCCAUCCCCACAACAAUUUGAACUGCAGAGUAGUUGCCAUUAAGCAGCCUCAUCACGAUAUAUCAUCAUCAUCAUCAGUAGCUGUAUUAGACAGUUCAGUCAACUUUGACUUUUCUCAGAUUGACAUUUCUAGAUUACAAGUAUCUCCUAUCCCUUCACCAAAAAUUCCAUACAGAAUCUGUCCAAAUCCAUCUGCAAUUAUUUGGAGAUCAAGAAGAACAAGGAGAAGCUGAUCAUCAUGGACAUUCUUUUCAAUACUAUUAUCCUAUAAAUAAACACUGUAUACAAUUAAUUAACAUAGUAUAAUUUUGUUUUUUAUGUCU